AUGCUGAAGGUAGUUGGUAUGAGGAACUCCCCGAGAGUGCUCUCAACUCGAUACCUUCAAACUUUGUUGGGGAGACGUUUUGUUUCAAGUGAUAUCCAGCAGAAAGAUCAACAAGCAGGUGAAUCAAAUACUGCAACCGACACAGGUGUUAUUCAUAAGACUGAACAAGAAACCCUUUUAUUUUUUGACAACGUAUACCCACGUCAAUUAUCUAUAUGGAGCCCUCUGGGUUGGAUGAACACUAUCUUUUUCAGUCAAUCAAGGGAAUCAGUUAGGGCUAAGAUUCAAAAUUUGGCUUCCCCAAAGGAGAAUCCUAUACAUGGACUUGUUAUGCGUUCAACCAUUCCUGUCAAGAGAGAUGGUGGUGUUUUCGCUACGUUUGUAGUGCCAUAUCGUUAUUCCAAAGCUGAAGUCAACAUGAUGAUAUCAAAAAAUACAACUUUAGAGUCAUCAAAGGGUUUGCUAUCUUUUCUAACAACUGUAUCUGCUUUCCCUGUUAAAGGUAUUCCAUGGAUUGAAGAUUUAAGAAGAUUACCAAGCACUACCAUUAAAGUAAAAUUCCAAGGUCCAGUAUUAACUGAAGAAGAAAUAUAUUCAUUGUUUAGAAGAUAUGGUACCAUUGUAGAUAUUUUCCCUUGCAAAGAUGGUAAUGAUUUUGCAAUUGUCAGAUAUAGAUCUUACCGAGGAGCCAUUUGCGCAAAGAAUUGUGUUUCAGGUAUUGAAAUUAAUAACACAGUUUUACAUAUUCAAUAUCAAGAAGAAGUAAAGAAUACCCUAGUAAGUAAUUUUUUUGUUAACCACACAAGAAUUGCGGUUCCAGUAUUCAUUGCUUUGUUGUCUAUUGUUGCUGUUCUGAUUUUUGAUCCUAUUAGAGAAUUCUUCAUUGAGCAAAAAAUUACUCAUAGAUAUUCAUUAUCUAUGGACAAUUAUUGGUUCAAACAAUUAAAAGAUAUUACAAAUUCCACAGUUUCUCAAUUUAAAAAUUAUUGGGGUGGCCAUGAUGAAAAUCAUGCCAGAAGACAUUUGUGGGAUGAACGGAUGGAUAGAGUUAACGAUCUUCAGAUGUGGCUUGAAGAAAAUAACAAUACUUUUGUUAUAGUUAGAGGCCCAAGAGGUUCUGGUAAACGUGAUUUAGUUAUGGAACAUACACUUCAUGAUAGGGAAAAUGUUCUAUACCUGGAUUGCGAUAGAAUUAUCAAAUCUAGAACUGAUGCAAAAUUCUUAAGAAAUGUUGCACAAGAAAUUGGUUAUUUCCCAAUAUUCCCAUGGAUUGGCUCUGUCACCGGUAUCAUCGAUUUAAUGGUCCAAGGUCUUACUGGACAAAAGACCGGUCUAUCCGAGUCGAAGGAAACCCAGUUUAGAAAUAUAUUAACUACAUCUUUAAUGGCUAUCAGACGUAUUGCUUUAAAAAAUUAUAAACCUGCAAUCAGAGAAGGUGAGACUACUAUCAAUGUUAAGGAAGAGGAUUACUUACAACAGCAUCCUGAAGCUAAACCAGUUGUUGUUAUAGACCGGUUUGCUGGUAAAUCUGAUAUAAACGGUUUUGUGUACAAAGAGAUGGCUGACUGGACUGCAAUGCUGGUUCAAAUGAAUGUUGCACACGUUAUUUUCCUUACUGAAACAAUAACAUCGAAUCAAAUUUUGAGUGAAUCUCUACCAAAUCAAGUCUUUAAGACGAUGAUUCUAUCAGAUGCAUCAAGGGAAAAUGCAAGAAGUUAUGUUUUAUCCCAACUUCAUGAUAGUUCUGGAGGUCAUUUCAUAAAACCUCUAAUUUCACAAGAGAACAAUGAACUUGAAGGAAAGGAAAACAAUGGGGAAAUAGUAAAUAAUAUAAAUGAAGAGGAUAUCGACCCUCACCUUAUUGAAGAACUCGAUAAUAAUUUAGAUCCACUAGGUGGUAGAAUGUUGGAUUUACAAGCUUUUGUCAGAAGAGUUAAGUCAGGCGAAGAACCAAAAAAGGCACUUGAGAAAAUGGUAGAACAAGCCAGUGAACAAAUUACCCAAAUAUUUCUCAGUGACAAAAUUGAGCAAAUUAAGAGUGCACAAGCUUGGGAAUUAAUUGAACUAUUGAAUGAAAACCCUGUAGUGAAGUAUGAGGACAUUGUAUUCAGACCCUUAUUUAAAGCGGCUCCUGAAUUGGGCAUUUUGGAAUUAGAAAACAACGGAUUAGUAAAUGUUUCUAGAGAUAGAGGUGUACUAAAGGAUAUUAGACCUGCAAAACCAUUAUUCAAAGCUGCUUUCCAAUAUUUGUUAGAGAACCAAGAGCUUUCAACUGUUUUGAAAACGCGUUACUACUUGAAAGUUAUUGGGUUUGAAAACGGAAGAAUAAAAAAAUGGGAAGAAGAACUACCACAAUUAGGGAAGAUAAAAGAUCCAAAAUUAUUUAAGGCCAGAGUAGAUUACUUAUCUGGUAAGAUUACAUUAAGUAGUGAUGUGAUUAAUAAUUGUGAGAAAAUGAUUAAGGAAUUAUCUCAAAAACCUAAGAAUUAA
This is a messenger RNA of Maudiozyma barnettii, 2490 nucleotides long. RefSeq names its product Yme2p (gene YME2). Gene Ontology annotation, molecular function: RNA binding. The coding region runs from base 1 to 2490 and encodes 829 amino acids. Gene Ontology annotation, cellular component: mitochondrial inner membrane. The transcript has a single exon. NCBI's taxonomy places the organism in Eukaryota, Fungi, Ascomycota, Saccharomycetes, Saccharomycetales, Saccharomycetaceae. The record is from RefSeq and is a predicted model, not a curated record.